Messenger RNA from Anopheles stephensi (Asian malaria mosquito), 1926 nucleotides. RefSeq names its product ester hydrolase C11orf54 homolog. Gene Ontology annotation, molecular function: zinc ion binding; hydrolase activity, acting on ester bonds. Gene Ontology annotation, cellular component: nucleus. Lineage: Eukaryota; Metazoa; Arthropoda; Insecta; Diptera; Culicidae. The transcript is spliced from 3 exons. The record is from RefSeq and is a predicted model, not a curated record. Bases 541 to 1506 code for a protein of 321 amino acids.
CGCACCAACCCCUCAGAUUCAUUCAUCGUUUCGCGCCACCCUUCGCACCUGCGCUGUUCAUGCGUUUGCGUGACCGUACAAAACAGAACCGAUCGUCGUCAAAAUCAAUCAAAAUAUUUUUGGCUUGUUAGCGCGAAACAUCUCCACAACAAAACUCAGUUAACAAAAAACAAAACCCUAUAUACUGUAAGCCCGUUUAUCGCGCGCUCGUUUUAUCGGGGCCAAUAUUUGCGGUGCGCGAUAGGACACUGCCGGGGCAGGCAGUUUUAUCUCCACCACAGCAGGCAGUUGCGGUUGUAAUGUGAUGUGAUUGUUUACACACAGAUAUUACAACAAUGCACUUGGAACGGCGCUGGUGGUGGUUCAGUGUGGUGGUGGGGCAAAGUCGUCGUCAGGUCACCAGCAGCGGUUGGUGAAUCGUUCGAUCGUUCUCCCGUGUUCCGCCUGAAACUCAGCACAAGCCUUCGGGUCAUUUAAUGACGAUCGGUUGUACAACACGGUCGCACACAGCCGUAACACAAGCAGCAGGGAAGCACUGGGAUGGAGUCGCUUGAUACGGCCAGUCUGCUGUUCGAGGAGAAACCGCUCCACACGCCACCCCUGGUGGAAUUGCGUGAUGUGCUGGCGGUCGGCUUAAAGUCUUGCUUCGCGACGGUCAAUGUGGAGGUGGUAGAGUGUCCGGACUUGAGCAAAGCUCCCUUUCAUCUCGCGGGAAGUGGACUGAACGGCACCCCAGCCUUGGUCGAAAUCGGUGGACCACCGUACCUGCUGCCAACUGUCGACCGCACCAAACUGUACGAUGUCGUAUCCGUCGCCAAACGUGCGCUACACGACGAGCAGAAAGCGUUCAUCGCUAUCGGUGCCGGUGCCGGUCCCUUCCCGCUGGUCAACUCCAACUGCGAGGGUAUGUUCAACGUACGCUACACGCCACCCGGCACGGUGGUGAGUGAAAGUCACCUCGCAAUGGUAACGCCCGACCGGGAGGUGGUGGUACGAAAGGUGCCCAACACCGAGACACGCUGCGCACUGCUCGGCAAUCUGCUCGUUGCCGAGGGCAGUGCCGGCCCGGUGCUAAAGGUAAGCUGCAAGCGGCGCACCGGCAACAAAGAUUUCAUCGCCAGCAUCCGUACCUGUCUGGAGGAUCGGUACGGCGAGCAAACCGUCGGGCUCGGUGGCGUCUUUCUGCUGCAAGCCGGCAAAGCGAAACAGCACGUCAUGUCCCCGUUCUCGGAAACGCCCAUCCACACGGAGGAGCAGCUGAACGCGUGGCUCAACUUCUACGAUAUGCCGGCACCGCUCAUCAACCUUGGCACGCUCGUCACGAACGAGUGCGAUCUGGAUCUGCGGCUGCAGCACUUCCACAGCUUUUCCACGCACGGGCACGGUGGCCACUACCACAUCGAUACGACACCGGAGGUGGUCGAGUAUGAAGGAUACUUUGUGGCGGGCGAGCGGAUUGUGCGUGUCGACAAACCGGUCCAUACGCACAAGUUCGGAAGGGACUAGUGCAGCAGUUGCAUCGUAAAAAAAAAUUGCAUCCACAAACGGGGAGGAAGCAGAAGGGGGUAGCCGGGGUAGGGUAUGUGCCGUGGGGGGUUAUUUAAUCAAACCUUGAUAAAGCACUGUAGCGCUUUGCCGUUUUGCACACGGGCGCAAAUGUAGGCCACAAAUGCCGAGGGCUAGCGCUCACUGAUAAGCCGGGAAGCAGACUGGCGGCGAUCGCAACUUGACCGCGAACCGAUCGAGGCCGUUGCAGCUUGCUUUGCGUUUGUUUGACAGGCCCGAAAAUUGGUUUCUGGUGAGUAGUUGAUUGUUUUUACCCCCCCUCGCUGGGUGACAAAUUGCUGAUAAGCUGGUAGUUAUGAAUGGGAUUAAUUGGGCGAGAAAUACAUGGGAAUCAGUUGAAGUGUAGCAGUCUAAUGCGUA